Messenger RNA from Rotaria socialis, 723 nucleotides. NCBI's taxonomy places the organism in Eukaryota, Metazoa, Rotifera, Eurotatoria, Philodinida, Philodinidae. The record is from the annotation of a GenBank genome assembly.
AUGCGCGAUGAUAGUUCUGGUGUCCGACAGACAGCGUGUGAAGCAUUGGGAAAUUUUGGUCAAGCCGCAGCAACCAAUGAGGUGAUCGCUGCUUUGAUCAAUGCAAUGUGCGAAGAGAGUUCUGGUGUCCGACAGACAGCGUGUGAAGCAUUGGGAAAGCUGGGUGAAAAAGCAGCAACCAAUGAGGUGAUCGCUGCUUUUAUCAAUGCAACACGCGAUAAAGAGUACAUGAUCCGACAGACAGCGUGUGAAGCAUUGGGAAAUUUCGGUGAAAAAGCAGCAACCAAUGAGGUGAUCGAUUCUCUGGUGAAUUUUAUUGGUACUAUAGAUGAUUCGGACGAUAUACUCGUUGAUGCUUUGGUGCGGGCGAUGUGUUCGUAUGACGGGAUGAGGUCACUGAACCUUGGAACAAUUGGAAAACUGUGUAAUUGGAUUCGAAAAUCAUCGGAGAUCGACUUGACACCAAUUCCUUCGGAACGUCUGAUGGAGCUGUUUUUGAAUAGUCGUAAUUUUAGUUGGCUGAGCCUAGUUGCAUAUGUUGCUUUGUUGCAAGGAAUCGCAGUUACAGUUUGUAAAGGUGUCGUGAAGAUUUAUGAUACGAAGGGGGUGGUAGAGUUGGAGAUGCCUAAUCCUGAGUUGGGGAUAACUUUUACGGAGGCGUUUAGCGAUCAAAGGAGAGAAAUCGAAAGUGACUUCCCAUUUGGAAAAGAAACUGCUAGUUGA